Messenger RNA from Ctenocephalides felis (cat flea), 866 nucleotides. RefSeq names its product chromosome-associated kinesin KIF4A-like. The annotation marks the transcript as partial. Lineage: Eukaryota; Metazoa; Arthropoda; Insecta; Siphonaptera; Pulicidae. Gene Ontology annotation, molecular function: microtubule binding; ATP binding; microtubule motor activity. The transcript has 5 exons. Gene Ontology annotation, biological process: mitotic spindle organization; microtubule-based movement. The record is from RefSeq and is a predicted model, not a curated record.
AUGAGAAAUAGUCUAACAAGUUGCAAGUUACAUUUGGUAGACUUGGCAGGAUCUGAAAGAGCAAAUAAAACAAAAGCAACUGGUAAUCGCUUCCGAGAAAGUGUAAAAAUUAAUAAAGGAUUGUUAGCUCUGGGUAAUGUCAUAUCAAGAUUGGGCGAGGGCUGUACGGGUUUCAUAGGUUAUCGUGACAGCAAAUUAACAAGACUACUUCAAGAUCUACACCUGCUCAAACGAUUUUUGAAAAAAUUUCAGAUGGCUGAUUCUGCUGUUAGUGUACAGGUGGCUUUAAGGAUAAGGCCUUUAGUCAAAUCCGAAAUUUCUAAAGGAUAUGUUAAAUGCCUCGAAACAGUGCCAAAUAAACCUCAAGUUUUAAUAAAAAAUCUUUCUUUUACUUACAACCAUGUAUUUCCACCAGAAGUUUCGCAAGCUGAAUUUUAUGACACUGCUGUUAAGGGUUUAGUUUAUGGAUUGUUUAAGGGCUACAAUGUGACAAUAUUAGCUUAUGGUCAGACUGGCUCCGGAAAAACUCAUUCCAUGGGCAUGGCUUAUUCAGUUGGACCAGUCGAGGAGAUGGGUGUUAUACCAAGAGCAGUAUCAUUUAUGGAAUUAUAUCAAGAACAAUUAUUUGAUCUUUUAUCAAAAUCAAAUAGAGAUCAAAGUAUAGUUGAUAUCAGAGAAGAUCAACAAAAAAGAAUUGUAAUUCCUGGAUUAACCGAAAUUGAAGUACGUAAUGCAAAAGAUACAUUAGAUUGUUUAGUUAGAGGAUAUCGUCGCAGAGCUGUAGGUGCAACUGCAAUGAACAGUCAAUCCAGUAGAAGUCAUGCAAUAUUCACUAUCCAUAUACUACAGCGAAAAAUCAGCGAUAA